AGCCAGUCAUAUCUUCCCUGGACGAGGGACUUCAGUGCCCAUAGAGCACCUCGCUGUGUCUCUUCCUCUUGCUUCAGUUUCUCGUACCUUUGCACCACCACCGGGGGUUCCGCCGGAACGCUCGCCGAGAGAAGAGCGACAUGGCCCGCGUGGUGGUUGAAGGGAUGCCGGAGACGGCCGCCGUAGGAGGAGGGAUGGUGAACCGACGGAAAAGCAAAGCCAGGCGGAGAAAGCGAAAGGAGUUGUUCGCCAUCCAGAUGUGCUUUGCGGGGGUAAUACUCGGGCUUGUCGUAGGGCUCAAGUCUGUGGCUCAGAAAGCAGGAUAUUAUGUUUCCAGUUCCAUGGUUGAGGAGGGUCUGAAGUGGGAGAGUCGUCACCUUUUACAAGAACUCUACGAAAAUGAUUCAAAGCUCUUCUCAGAGCCUGAAAAAAACUGCACAGAACCAGCAAUCCAUGAGUUUCCCAGGGAUUACUUCACCAACCAGGAGCGUGUUGAUGGAGCAGUGGGCCUGCACGUCCUCUGUGCGGUCUACAUGUUCUAUGCCUUGGCCUUGGUGUGUGACGACUACUUUGUCCCCUGUCUAGAGAAGCUCUGUGAGCGUCUUCAGCUGAGCGAGGAUGUAGCAGGAGCGACCUUCAUGGCAGCUGGAAGUUCUGCACCUGAACUGUUCACGUCUGUCAUUGGAGUUUUCAUCACGAAAGGUGACGUCGGGGUCGGCACCAUCGUUGGCUCCGCCGUCUUCAACAUCCUCUGUAUUAUCGGAGUGUGUGGCAUAUUUGCCGUACAGGCGAUCCAUCUCACCCGCUGGCCUCUGAUCAGAGACUCUACAUACUAUACCCUGUCCAUCACUGCUCUUAUAGUGUUCAUAUAUGACGAAAAAAUUGUUUGGUGGGAAGCUCUGACGUUGAUUCUGAUGUAUUUCGUCUACAUUUUCAUAAUGAAGAUGAACUCCCACGUUGUUCGUUUUCUGGAGAGGCGGAAGAAAAAUUCGUCCAGCCUGAGGAACGGAGUGGCCAAUAACGGCGAGCUUGACGACGGCUGUGACGCAACAUCUGUUCUACUGAAGAAAGCGAACCACCACAGGAAGCCGUCUGUUCUGAUGGUGGACGAGUUGCUGUCAGCGUAUCCCCACCAGCUGUCCUUCUCUGAGGCGGGCAUGAGAAUCAUGAUCACCGACCACUUCUCCCCGAGAACCAGGCUCACCAUGGCUUCACGGAUGCUCAUCACAGAGAGACAGCGUCUAAUCCACUCAAGGACUUUGACUAACGGUGACUCCGAUGUUCAAGUGAAAGGAGGAAGUAGGCGGGGCGUAGAGAACGGGAUGUCCGGACCCGAGAGGGGGAUCGGAGUUCGCCGCGAAGACCGAGAGGCGGGCAACGAGACGGAGAACGAGGACAACGAGAACAAUGAGAACGAUGAAGAGGAAGAAGAAGAGGACGGAGGGGGGCCCUUCGUACCCUUCCAGUGCCCAGCGGGGGGUUUUAACAAGCUGAAGUGGCUGAUAGCCUGGCCUCUCUGCCUGCUGCUGUACUUCACCGUCCCCAACUGCUCCACGCCUCGCUGGGACAACUACUUCAUGCUGUCCUUCUUCUGCUCCACCCUGUGGAUCGCUGGCUUCUCCUACAUCAUGGUCUGGAUGGUGACGGUGAUCGGCUUCACACUCGGUAUCCCGGACGUCAUCAUGGGCAUCACCUUCCUGGCAGCCGGCACAAGCGUCCCUGAUUGCAUGGCCAGCCUUAUAGUGGCACGACAAGGAAUGGGAGACAUGGCAGUGUCCAACUCUAUCGGCAGUAACGUGUUCGACAUUUUGGUGGGGCUCGGGCUCCCCUGGUCCCUGAAGACCCUCGCUAUCACCUACGGCUCUGAUAUCAAAAUCAACAGCAAAGGACUGAUCUUCUCCGUCGGGCUCCUGCUGGCAUCUGUGUUUAUGACUGUCCUGGGAGUUCACCUCAACAAGUGGACCUUGGACAAGCGCCUGGGUUUCACGUGUCUCCUCCUCUACUCCGUCUUCCUGUGUGUCUCCUGCCUUAUUGAGUACAAUAUCUUCACCUUCGUCAACCUGCCAACCUGCCGCGACGAUUAACACACACACACACACACACACACACACACACACACACAGACACACACACACACAUACACUAUAGAAAUGGUGUUUGCAAAGAAUUCCAAGAUAUUCCGAUGAUAGGAUUAGAACGUAUGAUUCUUAAUAUAUUUAACAGCAAGAAUUACUUGCAAAUACCAUUUAGAACACACUCACUUUCCUGCUUUUGCUCUCUUUUAUGAGAAGACGUCCCACUCUGCUUUUCUUUUUUUUUGAUGGCUUUUCUCUGCUCAGUGCAAUUUGGAGCUUCUCUGAUGUGUGGAUUGGUUUUCAGCAGCUGAGAUAGAAAUGACUGACUUGGCCUCACACAGGACAGCACUGAAGACAGGAGCCACGACAAAAAAAAAAAACAUUUGUCCGACUAGUGCUUGCUUCUGACCUGAGGACCUUCAGUUUGAAACUCCCUGUAUUUAGGUGUGAAAGUAGUCAUGUUUACUAGCUGCUAACCUUUCCUGAGAGGAAAGGUGGGUCUUUAGAUCUUCUAGAUGAGAAUAAUAAUUAUAAAAGCAAUGAUGUAAAUAGGUGGGAGGUUGUAGGUUAGCGCUGUGGUUCAGAUAACGAUUUUAAAACACAGUUAGUGAAAUGUUCAGGCAAGGAACAGAAAAUGGUAUGCAGAUUGGUCCGUUUUUCAAUCACCAUUAUCUUAAGAAUAUAUUUGAUUUCCAUCAUGAGGUCAUAAUCAAGUCUGUUUUGAGAAACGUUUUAAGAAACCCCUACACAGAAUCAGGGCAUUACCCAAUCAGUGUUUUAUAAAGGAAAGCUGGGGUAGGCCGAAUACUUUUGGGGAAAAUUGGGCAUAAAACCCCUCUCAGCGUAUUUUAAUUUAAGCGGUUAGGUCAAAAACUACACCUUAUCCUCCUCUUGGAUUUGGUUUUUCAGGCUAGAAAAAUGUUGGCAAAGUGAUUCAGAGAUGUGUACAGAACAUGAUUGGGGCCCACGUGUGAAAUUGUUUUUGAGAUCUGACCAAAAGUCAAAUUCCUUUUUUCAGUUCUGAGAAAAAAUUAAAACAUUCUGAGUUUCCUUUUCAGAGGUCUGACUUCAAUCUCAGAAUUAAAAAAAGUGUACUGUAGGUUGAGAGAAUAUUUAAUUAACACCAACAUUUUCUCUAUAUAUCUCUACAGUACUUUAACCUUCUUUGAGAUGUCGCGACACAGAAAGGCGCCUCCCCCCAGCAUUCCAUCAAAACAACGCUCCCACCGUUUUUUUAUUGAUGCUAUGACAGCGAUUUAUUGGUAAUGUAUCCCACUUUUUAUGGCAGACUAGCAUCUACCUUUUGUAUUUGAUUGUCUGUUUUCAGCUACUAUAUAUUAGUUUGAUUUGAUGUUUUUUUCACCAGUCUGAAAGAUGCUAGCUCUCACGCUUUGUAUGAAUGAGCUGCAUGAUGAGACUUUGCCGGACUGAUCGAUCCGAACAAACAGGCCUUUAUUGUAAUAGUUUCCGUCAGAGACACACGGUUUCUCAAGGUGGCUGCUAGCAAUCACAUAUGCUCUGUCUUCAUUGGAAACAAUUGAAAAAAGAUGCUGGCGCUCAACAAAAGGCGCUUUGUGGACACAAGCCGUUAGCCGUAAGCAGUUAGCCGUUAGCAGCGACAACAGCAUCUGGUUCUCUGUAUUUUUGCCUUUUUCUGGAGACAAAAAAACAUAAA
Molecule: messenger RNA, 3750 nt
Organism: Eleginops maclovinus (Patagonian blennie)
Lineage: Eukaryota; Metazoa; Chordata; Actinopteri; Perciformes; Eleginopidae
Gene: slc24a3
Product: solute carrier family 24 member 3
Exons: 17
Coding region: 141-2084 (647 amino acids)
Biological process (GO): intracellular calcium ion homeostasis; calcium ion transmembrane transport
Cellular component (GO): plasma membrane
Molecular function (GO): calcium, potassium:sodium antiporter activity; calcium channel activity
Source: RefSeq, a predicted model, not a curated record